UACAUUUCUCUGGCACUACUUCCGGUUGUCAAGAAUAAAACAACAACAUUGUUGCAGACGAAAAAAGAAAGCCACGAAAAAAACAGCUGACCAGUAAAUGGUUCCCUUUUCUUAUUAAUUCUCAGCUCGAAUGUUCAUGUAAUCUGGUCAGCGUGAAUUCACCAAUAAACUGUUGCUUCCUAACAUCAUGUUCAAGAGAAAGGCAGAGGACAAACAAGAUAGUCUCCAUCAGAUAAACAUCAAACGUGGAAUCACCAGCCACUUUGCCCGCACACUCAAGAUCCUGCAGCAGAAACACCUCCAGUCUGAUGGGGAAGAGCAGAUCUAUAGUAAUGAUUACUCCAACAAUUUGUGCAAUGCCCUGGAAGCUGUCUUUCUGCACGGCCUCAAGGAUUCCGUGACUCAAAAGGUACUACUACCACACCCACGCCUACCUCAGAGACCACGAACAGCCGGGCAUCUUGAAGAACUACCUCACAGGUCUGAUGAGCCUAGAGUUCUGCCUCUCCUGUAACUCAAGCGUUCUCAACCUCUGGAACAACUCCACCCUCCAGCUGGCCGGUCUCCUUGACCCCCACUCGGCCCCGCCCCCCAUGCUACGAGAGGCUGGUAGCCCCGCCCCCAGUGCCACUGUGGUCUCCGCCCAAGGACCGCCCUCUGCCAGCGUUGUUUCUUCCUCGGACCUGGCAGGGAGGAGGAAGGAGAGAGAGAAGAAAAAAGUCAUGGAGGAGUCGAUCGUGGCUCGAGGAGGAAAUGCGUCAGACAGAGCGUCGUCGUCGGGCCAGGGGGGAGCGGGCAGGCCGGGGCUGUCUGUGUUUUCCAGCAUUCAGGACGUGGAGGAGAUACGGAGGAUUGGAGCUGCCACAUCCCAGAUUUCUUUCACUCCAUCGGAGGGCUCCACCUCCUCCCACAUCUCCUGCCCUGACCCGGGUCAAUGUCACAGUGGCGUCGGUGAUAACCUUGUGUCAAGGUCACCGGGAGGCCUGUCGUCCACCUUGUCCCCAUCUCUGUUCCCCCGCGCGGAUGUGCGGAGAGUGAGUCAACAGUCGAGUGACUCCUUGGGGCUUUUGGGACAGGACAUGGAUUUAGACGGGCCUCGGGAACACGAACGGCGCCGGUCAGACGGUGUGUCAGAUAUUGUGGUCACUGGUAGGACACGCGAUACUGUGGUCACUGGUAGGACACGCGAUGUCCAAGUCGAAAGUGGAACGGGGGGUAUGGUCGGCGCGACUGGGAGGCUGCCGGUCGAUGUUCCCAAAUCAGCCACAGCAAGGACAGCGACAUUUUCACCGGUGGGUUCGCCCGUGGUGCUGGAAGACGCUGCCAGUCUGGAGGAGAUCUACUCCUCUCCCAGACGCCCGCGCAGUCGCAGAGUCAGCGAAGACGAGUUCAACCAGCUCUCCUCACCCCCGGCUCAACAACGAAUGUUGAGCCCUCCUUCGUCUCUCGGGGGUUCAGUCACAGCGAUCGCUGAAGACGCCCGGGAGGGAUUGGUUGGAACCCCGUCUUCUAGUACGGAAGAUAUCUACGGACAGACGGAGGAAAUUGACGGUCUAGACGACGAUGUGGACAAGGGGGAUUCUAUACAGGAGAAUAUCCGACAGGGGAACAAAGAGAAAGAGAAGGAUGUUCCGGAGACCGUUUCUGACUCUGAGAAGAAGGAGGAAGAUGAAUCGAGGCUUGUGGACUCACAGCUCAGGGUGAAGCAACAGACAGACGAAUUUGUGUCUAAGGGUGAGGUGGGGCGUGAGGGACAGAGUCAAACGUCUGUCCCCUCGUCCACCCACCAACCACCCUCAUCCUCCUCUUCUCACCACCCAUCCUCCACCACCUCCUCUUCCUCCCACCAGACUGGAGUUGUGAGAGGGUACGAGGAAAUCUGUGCUGCCUUACCUCCCCUGAAACUGGACGCUGCGGAACAGGAAGCCAUCUUGAAGAAAGUUCUCCAGGAAAUCGACGUGCAGGCCGAUCUGGAGAGAGCCAAGCGGGAGUCUCUGAGGAAGAAGAAGGAGAUGGAGACACAGAACGCUGUCUGCGCUACGGGGGUGGGGCACAGGGAAAAAGAUGCGGGUCAGGGUCAUGCUGAUGUUGCCAUAGCGACGACAAACUCCAGGGAGUCGAGAGACGGGUCAAAAGGUGGGAAGGAAAAGUCCCGAGACUGGACUGUGCCCACGAGCAGCGAGGAUAUGCCAGCGGUGUCUCAAUACAAGUCCACUGUGGGUGGUGCCCGAAGUGGGUCGAAAGAGGUUCAAGAUCUGACAGGUUCUGAUGUGAAAAGUUCUGGUCAAAAGGAAGAGAAAGGAGAACAAAGUGUGGCCCAUCGGUCGAAGACAGGGGGUGGCGGGGGUCCACCGCAGGCUAGAGAGGUCAAGGUCAUUCAGACUCAGCCCAGCAUUCCUGAGGAGGAGUCAACCACAUUUUACACGGACAUCCGGACAGAGGAGAGUUCGGGAAUCUACGACGUCGGCACCACACAUGUAGAAGUGGGUCGGGAUGAACAGGAAGUUGUCAGUCCGGGCAGCGAGGAUGGCCCGAUAUCCGGACAAUUUGGCAACAGCCUCAGCAGUAUGACGGGCUGGUCAUCAGAGAUAGAGUCGUCGAACCCGGGUCGUAAACACUCCAGGAUUGGGGUCAAGGGCAGGGCGGAGAGCUUCGCGUCCAUGCUGCGGAAGUACCAGACCUCGUCGGACCAGCCAGUCCCGACCGGCACCACCAUGGCGGAGGUUCUCAACAGUUUGACGCAGGCCUCCGACAGCGAGACGGACGUAGCGAUGUCACCUCAGGACGAGGCAGACGGGGAUGAGGAGGAAGAGUUUCAGAGUUCCCGGAUGAUCUUCCUGUUCCGAGUGCCGCGAGAGCACGGGCUGAGUCAGCAAAACUUUACGUGUCGCGGAUGUACCAGGCCCAUAACUGGGACUUUGGCAAGAAGAAAGUGUGUGUGGAGAACUACAAGUUUCUCCAGGAGCUAGAGGAGCAGCCUCUGUACGACAUCGAGGGUUUGAACCCCAAACUCUAUACACACGUGUCAGAACUAUACGACAUCAAGAUCCUCAGACAACAACUGUGUUACCUCAAGUCCUACCUGUUCACCUGCUCACAAAAAGUGGCCGACUCACUCAGACAGAAAGUCUGGCCCCGAGAACACCUCUAUGACAAGAAGGAUCUUUAUGCCAUCACUUGCGCGACCUGCAAGUCGGUGUUCCACAAGACGUGCAUGACAGAGAGCCUGCCCUGUCCCAAGUGUCAGCGCUGGGGCAAACGCAACAACAACCUGGCCCGCCUCGACAAUGGCUUCGCCGAUCACCCGGAGGAUUAUGGGAUGUCGCCGCCCAUGUAAACCGCGGCAUGUCUGCUGGUUUAUUUGACGUUCAUAGACAGAGUGACGUAACUGCACGUUUCAUGAUUUUUGGGGGAAAUGCGGAAAAUUCUUACCGCUUAAAACUGCUAUAUAGCUACCAACCAGUACGUAAAAAAUCAUAUUUAAUACAUGUUUUAAAGGUAUGACUACAGAAGUCCUUUGUUGUACAGAAAAAUAUGUAGUCUCUGUUUUCUAAUAUUGGUCCUUAUGGUGCACAUGUUGAAGAAAAAUUGAAUUAUAAAUUUUCAAAAUUGAAUUUUCAAAUAAUAAUGAGAACGAAGCCGACUAGUCAAUUGGAGAGAUAUUUAGCUACAGGUUUAUUUUGAACAAACUGAAUUUAUUGAAAGUGGAAAAAUGUGUGUGAAGGGCUUGGAGGGGGGAUUGCUUGACCAGUGGUCACCACCUUGACCCGCAGCAUGGAAAGAGUCGGUUAUUGAGUUUUGAAAAGUUGGCUGCUAUGCAAUUAUUUCGGAUAUCCCUGCCAUUGACACAAGUAGGAUAUGGAUUAGAUUAGCAUAACAAACCAAUAACACCAAAAGUCUCGGGUAUGUCAGAUACGUCACUCUGUCUUGGAUCAGCAGUACAGGAUACGGGUAGUGCAAUCUCUAUAUAUAUGUGUCGUGACGCGGUAGAAUCGGGCGCUCGUCAAUUUAUGGGCAUAUGGAGUUAUUGGUAUAAUC
Aplysia californica (California sea hare) is the source of this 4038-nucleotide messenger RNA. RefSeq lists its product as uncharacterized. The record is from RefSeq and is a predicted model, not a curated record. NCBI's taxonomy places the organism in Eukaryota, Metazoa, Mollusca, Gastropoda, Aplysiida, Aplysiidae.